Molecule: messenger RNA, 330 nt
Organism: Hevea brasiliensis (rubber tree)
Lineage: Eukaryota; Viridiplantae; Streptophyta; Magnoliopsida; Malpighiales; Euphorbiaceae
Product: repetitive proline-rich cell wall protein 2
Exons: 1
Coding region: 1-330 (109 amino acids)
Source: RefSeq, a predicted model, not a curated record
AUGUCUGCCAAAUACUUGCUGGUGUUGUUUGUUGUGGUGGUGCUCCUCACCACUCACUCUCUUGCUCAAUACAAACCGCCAGGAUCAGGUCACAAGCCUCCAAUUUACAAGCGUCCUCCAGCAGAGGAACACUCCUCGGUUGAUACGGAGAAGGCAUUCCUUGAUGCAUACAAGCCUCCCAAAGGUAAGGGAGGGAAGCCACCUCACAAGCCAGGACACCCUCCUGUAGUUGAUGCGGAAGACGGAAACUACAAGCCACCGGUGAAGAAGCCACCGGUGCAGAAGCCACCACCGAAGAAGCCACCACACAAACCUCCAUCAUCCGACUAA